AUGGAUAUCGCCAUCAUUGGCGUGGGAUGUCGAUUUCCGGGGGCUUCCUGUCUGGGGGAAUUCUGGGAUGUCUUGGUCAAGGGAGAGAACCAUGUGAUAGAAAUACCGCCCGACAGAUGGAACAGGGACACUUUCUAUGACCCGGAUGUAAACGCCAAUGGCAAGUUCUACUCCAAAAAGGCGGGGUUCAUACAGAAUUAUGCUCACUUUGACAACAAACUGUUCGGUAUCAAUGAAAGCGAGGCUGCCCAGAUGGACCCCCAGCAGCGCCAAGUGUUGGAGUGCACGUUCAUGGCGCUUGAAGACGCUGGAGUCACCAGGCAACAGGUAGCGGGCCAGAAAGUCGGCGUCUACAUAGGUGCCAUGAACAGCGACUUCACUGUGCGGAUGACUGCCAACUCUCACGAGAUCGACCACUACUCUGUUGCUGGUCUCGCGGGAAGUGUGUUAGCCAAUCGCGUGUCCUACGUCUACAACUUGUCAGGCCCCUCCAUGGUACUGGACACUGCCUGUUCCUCUUCCCUCGUGGCCAUACAUCAGGCAGGCUUGGCCCUCCGAGCAGGCGACUGUGAGAUGGCGCUGUGUGGGGGAGUGAAUCUGCUGCUUCACCCCACAGUGUUUGUCCCCCUUAGCAAGGCCCAGAUGUUGUCACCCAGUGGCCAGUGCCACGCCUUCUCUUCUAACGCCGACGGAUACACCAGAGGAGAGGGGUGUGGCAUCGUCCUCCUCAAACCACUUGCACAGGCACUCCGUGACGGGGACAACAUUUGGGCGACGGUCUCUACUGGCGUGAACCAAGAUGGUCGAGCAGCCCAGCCCAUCACAGCGCCAUCUGGUGGCCAACAGCUGCAGCUGCUCCAAGACCUCUAUCGGGCGUAUUGUGUGGACCCUCACACUGUUGAAUACAUUGAAGCUCAUGGUACUGGCACGAAGCUGGGUGACCCUAUCGAGGUCAACACAUUUGGAGAAUUCUUUUCAUCUCCUGGGAACCAAAGGAAACGUUACAUGGGUUCUGUGAAGACCAACAUCGGCCAUCUGGAACCGGCAGCAGGGGUAGCAGGUCUCAUCAAGGUCCUGCUGAUGAUGAAAUACAACACCAUCGUGCCAUCUCUACACUUUGACAAGCCAAACGAACAUAUAGACUUUGACAAGUUUCAGUUCAUCAUCCCACAGCAUCCUCUACAAUGGACAUCAGUUUCGAAAGUAGCUUGUCUCAAUUCAUUCGGUUUUGGUGGAACUAACAGUCAUGCUAUUUUACACAAUUACAAUAAACCACCAUAUGCUAGCAGGUCCAACUUGCGUUCUUCGCAUAUCGUUUGUUUUUCAGGCAGCUCUUUAGAGACACUAAAGAAAAGUCUUGAGAAUUUCCUCUCUUGUGAUCAUCUCACACACGAUGACCUGCCAGCAAUGGCCUACACAUCGACAGUUAGAAGGGAACAUUUUACGUGCAGAAAGGCUUUUGUUGUGAAGAGUGUUAAUGAUCUGAAACAGCAAGCACAGAUAGUAAUGAAGAGCAGAAACAUUGUUGACAUUAACACAAGCCCUUUAAAGAUCAUCUUCGUCUUUUGUGGGAUGGGCACUGCUUGGUCAGGAAUGUGUGAUGGCUUCAUGAAAAUGAACAAAACUUUCAGCAAAACAAUCAACAUGAUUGAUGUGUCCUUGAAAAGGUUCGUGUCCUGGUCAUUGACCAAAAGGCUGAGAAGCGGUUAUGACGUAGAAGACCCUCUGUUUGGUCCAAUCGCCAUAUUUGCUUGUCAGGUUGCGCUGGCCAAACAGUGGGAAGCUUGGGGAGUGGUGCCAGCAGUUGUUGUGGGCCAGUCAGUGGGAGAGGUGGCUGCAGCACACAUGGCUGGAAUCCUGUCCCUGGGUGAAGCUGUGAGGGUCAUCUACCACAGGACUCGAAUCCUGGCUGAAGCCACAGGUGGUAAGAUGCUUCUUGUCAGAAACCUUAAAACGGACAAUGUACAGGAAAUUUGUGAUGACGUUGCAGGCGUGAACAUUGCACUUUCUUACAGUCCUGUGUCGUGUGCAGUUAGUGGUGACUCUGCCGCCGUGGAUGAUUUGAGGUCACGUCUUCAACUUUCUCACAGCAAUCUUACACUGACUGAUCUUCAUGUUGGUGCUGCGUACCACAGCCACCACAUGGAUCAGAGCAAGAUGCAGUUGGACAGCGUACUAGCCAAUCUGAAGUCGUUACCGGCAAGAAUACCUAUGAUAUCAACAGCUGAUGUUCACCUCACAGAGAAGGACGUUAAUUCAUCAGAAUACUGGGGUAAGAAUGUUCGAAACCCUGUUCAGUUCGCAUCAGCAAUAGCAAGAUCUACCUCUGACAAUCAUCUCAAUGUAUUUAUAGAGAUUGGCCCUCAGCCAGUAUUGAAAGCUCACAUGGGUGAUAUUUUUACAAAAGGAUCGCCAUCAUGUCUAUGCCUUCCUUCCUUGACAGUUAAGUUUAGUGAGAACACAAUGCUCGUGACCCUCUCUGAGCUGUACCAGCUGAAGGUGAACAUAAACUGGCAGGAAAUAUUCACGCACACAGAACCUCCAACACCAAUGCCGUGUUAUGCUUUCUCGCACAAGCACCUAAUGAUCCUGCCUGUAAUUACAGAAGAAGAAGUGUUUGGAUCCAAUGGAAACUCUGGCAAUCAUCUCUUUGUAAGACUGUCAUCUUCCACAGACAAAUGCAUGCUGAACAUCCGCCCAUCUACGUUUGGAACUGUCUAUGAACACAAGAUCAAGGACAUUAUUGUUGUCCCAGGUGCAACCUACGUCGAGGCAGGGUUUGGAAUCGCAAGGUCAAUGAAUACUGCCAAUGUUAGAAAUCUGAUCAUAUCAGUCAGCUUUCUGAAUCCAGUUAUUUUAAAAAAAGAAAUGUCUGUUCAACUAGAUGUUGAGGUUGAGGAUCACAUUGCGAACGACUGUACGAAAACUUUCACCAUCCGAAGUACAGGUGUUGCCAUUGCGAAGGGGAGAAUACUGGUGUGUGACAGUGCACCUGAUGAGGAGCGGAUGGACAUGGAGGCCAUACAGGAGAGGUGUACCGAAACAGUCACCGGUGACGAGGUGUAUCAAGCUCUGAAGUAUUCAGGAUUUACAUACGGUCCUAACUUUGCAACUAUGAACUAUGCACUGAGGGGGAAAUCUGAAAGUCUUACAAAGUUAACAGUUGGACAAAAGCUGAAAGAGGAGAUGACCAACACUGUAAUUCAUCCGGCAAUACUCGAUGGAAUGCUGCAGUCAGCUGCUGCGUUCAACAUGCAAGAAAAAGAAUUUCUUCCAGUCGAGCUUAAGAAUGUAACUGUCAGACAUUCAGUGAAGACUGAAAUGUUUGUUUAUGCAAGAAUGACAGACUCCACCAGAUCACACACAUCAUUUACCUUGACACUUCUUUCGCCUGAUGGAUCUGUCAUAGCACAUGUUGAAAGAUUCUCAACAAAAUUUAUAGGAUCAGACACUUUUGAUAUUCACAAUGCAACAUUCAAAACAAGCUUGGUUCCCUUGGGUUCCUUUCACGUUUCUCAGAACAAUGUUGACACUGGAUUAGUCAUCUUCACCAACGUAGAUCUAACCAAUGUGGAUCUAGCCUGUGUCAUACAUGAAUUGGAUCACAUGGGAGUUGAAGGCACAAAACGUGCGCUUGACUCUGUCAUACAUAACAUCAAGCAAAUCUGCUUUGUCUUUGCAGUAACUGACCUCAAAACAGACACUGGAGAAUCGCUGCAAAAAGAACUCACAAGGAGGAUCAUGUCCUUGCGACUGAUUGCCCUUUACGCUGCCAGCAGAGGAGUGUCUGUUCCACUGGUGAUUAUUUCAGAGAUACGAGACGCAGGAGAUAAUGCUGCCAGUGGCUGUCUUAGUGAAGCUGUCAAAGGUUUCAUGAGGUGUGUCUUGAGGGAGUAUAGAGCUCUCCACAUUCAGCUUGUGGAUGUUCUAGUCGACAAUGACGAGAAGUUCUUAGCAAGCCUUCCAGGGAUAUUAUCACAAAGCACAUCCGAGGACUUCAUAAGUGAAACUGUCUUCAAAAUAUGCGACAGCUUCAAUGACUUGCGGGUUUCAAAACUACAGGGAACAGUCAUCCCACUAAACAUCUCAGAAGUUCUUAAUAGCACCGAGUUGUCCUUGUCUUCAGAUAGCAACUUUGACAUGGAAAUCAUGAUGACACCAAGUACCCACCUGUUCCAGGACACAGGUUCUUAUGUGGUUGUGGGGGGACUGACAGGACUAGGAUGGGAAUGUGUGACAUCCCUUGCAGCAGGAGGCGCUGGAAGCGUGAUCAUUCUGAGUAGACGUAAACCUAACCCUGAAACACAAGUGGAUAUGGACCAUCUAUCUCAGCAACAUAACUGUCACAUAACAUCUAUUCAAACUGAUGUCACAGUCUACAAGGAUAUAGAAACAGCUAUAUUAAAGAUAAGGAAACACCUGAAACCUCUCAAGGGCGUAUUCUACGGGGCAGCUGUUUUACAGGACGCUUCCCUCGCUGAAAUGACAGAGGAAAAACUUGUCACAGCCAUGGCUCCAAAGGUAACUGGUGCUUGGAAUCUUCAUAUCCUGACCGCAGAUCUUCCUCUUGACUUCUUUGUCCUGCAUUCUUCUGGGGCAGCUGUUCUGGGGAAUGCUGGUCAAUCAAACUACGGAGCUGGUAAUGGAUUCUUGGAUGGAUUGGCAGUGUACAGAAGACAGCGUGGAAUGAGUGGCCAGAGUAUCAAUUGGGGACCUCUCGAUCUUGGGAUGCUGGAGAAAAGGGGAUCUGUAUUGAAGAAGUUGGAGAGUCAAGGGUACAUGGUCAUUAAUAAGAAGGAUAUCAGUCAGUGUCUUACACACAUGCUGAUGCUGAACGAGCCCCAAGCCUUGGUGUGCAGAAUAGACAGACAGAAAAUGGCAGAACAAUUACAAAGGGAUAAAGAAACAACCUUGAUGAUGCGAUUAAAGACAUAUUUGGAACCUGCCAUGAAGAUCCUAAAUGAACAGGCAACAUCAGAAGAGGGCAAACGAUCUUGCGAUGUUGACAAACUACGUACCUGCUCAGCGGAAGAAGGGCUGCAGAUGCUCCGGGAAUAUGUAAAACAUCUUGUGUGUGAUAAGGCUUUGUUGGAUAUAAACAGUUUUCAGAUGGACGCCAAUAUGAAGGAUCAAGGUGUGGACUCGAUGUAUGCCAUGGAAAUUACAGGUGGAAUCUUGUCAGACAUUGGAGUAAAGCUGUCCACUCACGAAAUACAGCUUCAAUCAACAUGCAACAUUGCCAAGAGAAUACUGGACAUCCUGUCAGGUACAGAGAAGGAACAGGCACAGGCCAGUGACAUGGAGACUGUGAUCAGUAAGCAGGCAAUAAGCAUGUCAAUCGCGAGGUCAGUCUGUGGAUUUAGGGCAGACUGUGAACACAACAUGGGUUUUGUAAUUGUCAGCACUAUUUCAGUACCGGAUGUGGUAAACGUAUCGACAUUGAUUGCUGUGGCGAAAGAGUGUGUGUCACGUCAUCCAAUCACUAGAACAACUUACAUCUUCAGCCAUGAAAAUGUCUCCACAAACACGUUGACUUUGGAGAAUGCCUUCGACUUUCGUAUAUUAUCUGGAGAUGACAUGUCUGAGGUCAAGAAACAUACAGAAGAGCCAAUACAUCUUCAACACCAGAGUCCAUUACGAUUCAUAUUCCUUGGAAGAUCUUUACAGCUCAGAAUGGUUUUCCACAGACUUGCAUUUGAUUUAAAAGCAAUUACAAUCUUGGUAAAAGAACUUGAAAACAUGGCCAAUGCAGUACAACAGGGUAAGCCCCUGGUAGAUGUUGUAACUGACACAGACAAGGAUAUAGCAAAGGAAAUACAGAAAAUUCUUGCUCCAAACUUCAAGAGAGUAAGCCAGUUUUGGAAAACGAAGACAAAGUACAUAUCAUACAACAGCCUUUCGGAAGGUCCCACAAAACACAAUGUACAAAAUGACCACAUCUUCAUCACAAGAACAGUCAACAAUGACCUGUACACUAAAAUAUUGAAGUAUGCGAGAGAUAUGGGUCUCACACCCUUUGACUAUCUUGCCAGUAUCUACCAGCUCUUUCUUGCCUUUGUCAGCAGCAAAACAACAUCAACCAUCACAACCUCGGUUGACCUUCGGGGCCUGGUUCCUGCUCUGACCAGAUCGUUGGGGAGAUGCACGAACUUCAUCCCUCUAAUCUGUCAAGUGCCAGAGGAAACUACCACUGUGCAGGAGUUCCUACAGAGCAACAGCAAGGCUAUACAACACUUCACAAAGUAUGCAAUAUAUCCAUCGGAAGAAAUCAAGAAGCUUGUUCCGGAGGUCAAAAAUCUUGGUACGAACUACUUCAUAUAUGAGACUGAUAUCAUCACCAGUGCAUCCAACCAGCUGACAGUAGACAUGCCGGUUAUCUUUGAUUCUUCCACUGAAACAUUCAUGUACAUCUGGCAGAGGAAGGAGACGAGGCUCAUGGAGAUCAAGUUUCACCUGAGGAGGGACCUGUUCACAACCUCCAGAGCAGGUGGCCUUGUGGAGGCAUUCCUGGGUCUUGUGGCUGAUUCUUUGAACAACCCCGUAUCAACUGUGCACUUCAGCUACCACUGCAACUCCAGCUGUCCUUUUGAGGAAGCUGAUAGAUAA
Messenger RNA from Haliotis rufescens (red abalone), 6606 nucleotides. Its product is annotated as mycolipanoate synthase-like. Lineage: Eukaryota; Metazoa; Mollusca; Gastropoda; Lepetellida; Haliotidae. Gene Ontology annotation, molecular function: fatty acid synthase activity; 3-oxoacyl-[acyl-carrier-protein] synthase activity. The transcript has 8 exons. Gene Ontology annotation, biological process: fatty acid biosynthetic process. Bases 1 to 6606 code for a protein of 2201 amino acids. The record is from RefSeq and is a predicted model, not a curated record.